AGAUUAUCCCUAGGGAUGAGUGAAGGGAGGCUCUCCCCUUUACCCAGACGCCCACCCCUCGCCUUUUUCUAAAAAAAUUCAAAUUUGAAAUUUCGCGUGCGCAAACAUGGCGGCAAAAGUUGGCAUAAGUAGCUCGCGAUAUAAAGAUGCCUUGGAGCAAACUUCGGCUUACAACAUGCGACUAGGCUUUGAGCGUAAACAAAGAAGCCCAUUUCUCGAUGCUCAAACCGGCGUAGCUCAAGUUAACUGUCAUCUAUGGAAAAGUAAGCUUUCCAGGCGGGCUCCGGCUUACCCAUAUCAAAUCUGUAGUUAUCCUGGUCGACGGUGGAAGAGGAAACCUCGUCCGCAACCAAUCGGAGAUGACGGCGAUCCUGCCGCCGAAGAGGCAUCUCAAGUGAUGACUUUGCCACCAAAUGACACUACCUUGAGUCAACCUGCAAUGCCUGGUGUAGAAGUUAAUAGUAAUUUUGAUGAAAUGGCUGAAACAGCGGACGUUGAGCCAAUUGAAGAGAGCGAGGAGGAGAGUGAGGAAGAGUCAGACCCAGAUGAUGAUGGGGGAUCAAGGAGGGCAGGAAGAUUUGGCCGAUCAUCUAAAAAGGGACUCUCAGCAGGCAUGCUUAAUUAUAAGAUGAUGAAGGUAGACCCAAGCACUCUCAAAAUAAAGAAUUACACCAAAGAAGAUUUGGCAAAGAUGACAUACGAAGAAAGACAAAAACCCUAUAUGUGUGAGAUUUGUGGAAAACGAUACAAAAAUGGUCCAGGCCUCAAAUAUCAUUACACACACUACAAUCAUGAUCAAGAUGGUUCUUCUAGUGAAACAACUGAGGUAAAUCAUCCUCAGGCGUUACCUGGCUCGCCUAUGAUUGAAACAAAUGUUCAGCCAUAUGUCACAACUACGACCGUGGCAGUAACUAAAGAAACUCGAUCAGGCAUUGCAAAUCCAAAUGACUACUGCGAUUUCUGCCUCGGGGAUGCGACCAGAAACAAGAAAACACUGUUGUCUGAAGAGUUGUUGUCUUGUGCUGACUGUGGACGGUGUGGACAUCCAAGUUGCUUACAAUUUACUGCAAAGCUCACGGCUAAAGUGAAGCAAUAUCGCUGGCAGUGUAUAGAAUGUAAAUCAUGUACUUUCUGUGGAACUUCGGAUAAUGACGAUCAACUGCUGUUUUGCGAUGAUUGUGACCGGGGCUACCAUAUGUAUUGUUUGAACCCCCCGAUGGACACGCCACCGGAAGGGAGUUGGGUUUGCAAAUUGUGUGAGGAAGACGAAAACAUGAUGGCGAGGAAUUCGUAAAUGUGGAUUGUACAAAUACCUCUUCAGUGGCAGUGCUCAUUCAAACAUUCAAUAUUCUCAGUAAUGAGAAUUGAUAACGAUAUUCGUAAUUAGUACAGCUGAUUUUUGAAGUAUCAGUUAAUUUUGUGUAUAGUUAUUGCGCUAUAAUAAAGCCUCACUUACAAGGAGACUUUUACAACGCGAUUUUAUCCAUGGAACCAGGUUACUCAGUACAUCCAGAAGUGAUUAGAUAGCUAAUAUAUCUACGAGUCGGUCCAAAUAGUCAUAUUUUGAAAUAUUAAGUAAAUUAUGUUAACCUUUGAUGCUCCAAAAAGACAACCCAAAUUUUUAAGAGUCAA
Messenger RNA from Dendronephthya gigantea, 1632 nucleotides. Its product is annotated as zinc finger protein ubi-d4 A-like. The record is from RefSeq and is a predicted model, not a curated record. The coding region runs from base 107 to 1294 and encodes 395 amino acids. NCBI's taxonomy places the organism in Eukaryota, Metazoa, Cnidaria, Anthozoa, Malacalcyonacea, Nephtheidae. The transcript is spliced from 8 exons.